GACGGGGUUUCACCAUGUUAGCCAGGAUGAUCUAGAUCUCCUGACCUCGUGAUCCGCCCACCUUGGCCUCCCAAAGUGCUGAGAUUACAGGCGUGAGCCACCGCACCCAGCCGCCCAUUUAUUUUUCAUAUAAUUAUGGAUACAAUUUAAGUCUACCAUCUUACUUGCUUUGUAAUAUUCCUAUCUAUUCUUUGUUCUUUUAUCCUCCUUUCUUGCUUUCUUCUUGAGUACUUAAAAAUUAUUCCAUUUUUAGUUUUAUUUUUAACUAUAACUCUUAUUUUAUAUUUUAAUGGUUAUUCUAGGGGUUAUAUUAUGUAUCCUUGACUCAUCACAAUCCUCUCUUACUGCCUACCCUCUCUGAGGUAUCACCUUAGUGCCAGGGGUUUUCAGUGAAGGUUCUUUACUCUGGCAGACUGAAAUUCCAAAAUCUUGUAGCCUUCCAUGAGCCCUCUGGCAGUUGCUGUUUUGGGACUUGGCAGUUCUAUCCUGCGUAUGUACAGUUUAAUAUUCAGCCAAGACUCAGAGAGAUUCCUGAAGUCCCUAUCUGCAGCUUCUUCCAUUCUGCUAUUCCCUUCCAUAAUUCAAACUAUCAAUUAUGGAUCUCCAUCUCAUCAGUUCAGCAAGGGUCUCAUGCUCUCCUUAGGCUCCCGCUCCAUGGACCACAGUCCUGAAAGUGCCUCCAGGCAUAAAGCUAGUGUGAUCAUAGGGCUUACCUUGUUUGUUUCCUUGCUAUAUGGCAUUAUUUUCUGAGUUGGCUGUUUGUUGUUCAAGGUCUGAAAAUAGCUGUUUCACAUAUUUUGUUUUAUAUUUGCUUUCUGCAAGAGGGCUAGUCCUAUAACAGUUACUUUAUCAAGACUUCUUAUCAAGCAGAAGUAAAGAAGUGACUUUAGAGCAUCCUCAAUUAGGUGCUACUACAUUUUCCCAUUUUUAUUUUUUUCUUAUAUUGGUAAUGUAGGGCUUUUUAAAGUAUCAACACAUUAGAAAAGAAUAAAAGUAACCUACCCAUAAUUCCAGUACCCAGGGUCAACCACUCUCAACAUUUUGGAAAUUUUUUUCUUCUAGUCUUUUCUGUGCAUUUUGAAAACAUAUAUUAGCAUUGGUCUCUAAGACAAUAGCAAAACCACUUUUGGUAAGUACCAAUGGGAGGUGAUUCUCAUUAUUAUUGAUAAUGAUAUUAAUAAUCAUUAUCUGUAGGAUCCAAAGGAAAUAGUAGUGAUCAUAUAGACCUAGACCACCAGAGAAGGGGAAAAAGAAAAUGACAGGUCCAACUAUUCUGGAGGCUGAGGUAGAAGGUUGGCUUGACCCCAGGAGUUUGAGGCUGUUGUGAGCUACAAUAGCACGGCUGCACUCCAGCCUGGGUGACAGAGCAAGACCCUGCCUCUAAAAAAAAAAAAAAAAAGAAAAGAAAGAAAGAGAAAAAGAAAAGGAAAAAAAGAAAUGACAGACAUUACUUUGGGGCUAACAGUGAUAUGUUCCUAAGAACAUGUAAGUUAUUCUCUGUGGCAUUUCAGAAAUAAUUGCAGGAGAAGAAGUGGUUCUUUGAAUAGGCUGUUUCACUAAUUUUGAUAACUCCAGUUAUAGCUAGAUAAAUAGAUACUGUGCACUUAUAUUGUUGAUAUUUUGCCCAUAUUGUGCCCCCUUUCACUGUUGCAGCUACAUAUAUUUGAAAACAUGCUGUAAGUAAAUUUUUGAGACUAAAUUUUGAGUAUGGGGCAAAUUUUUCCCUGCCACAUUCUAUUCAGAACUGGGUCAAAAUACAUGAAUAUUUAAGACUUUUACUGUAAUUGGCAAAAUUACUUUCCAGAAAGAGUAAUACAAAUUUCCUAACCACUUGCUUUUGCAAAUGUGUCCUGUUUUUGUACCUUCAUUAUACAGCUAAUUAAUUCUAUACUUGUUAAUUGUAUAAUUUGGGGACAGUAACUUAACCUUUCUGUGCCUCAGUUUCCUUAUCUUUAAGACAAAAUAGUAUUUUAAUUUACCUCAUAAUGUUAUUGGGAAGAUAUAAUAAUAUAAAACCCUAAAAUUAAUGCUGUUAUGGGUUCAAUGCUUAAUGAAUAUACUAGUUAUUUUUUGUUAAGGUUUUGGUGUUAAAAUCUUAGAUAAUUACGCAAGUGAAAAUUUAUCUUUCAUUGUUUUAAUUAUUGAGUUAUAAUAAUAUUGAAUAUUUUUCUUAUAUUUAGUAGCUAUUUGUAUUUCUUCUUUUAAAUAGUCUGUUCAUAUCUUUGGCCCAUUAUUUCUUGGACUUCACAAUUUUCAUAUAGCUUUAUACAAACUCUUAAUGUAAUCAGGUCAUUUAAUUUGACUUCUUUUCCUAUUUGGAUGCCUUUCAUUUUUUUCUCUUCUAGUACUACAUUGAAUAUGAGUGGUGAGAGUGGGUAUCCUUGUCUUGUUCCAGUUCUCAACCAGAAUGGUUCCAGCUUUUGCCCAUUCAGUAAGAUGUUGGCUGUGGGUUUGUUACUGAUAUACCAUCUUUCACCAGUCAGAAUGGCUUUCAUCAAAAAGUCAAGAAAUAACAUAUGAUGGUGAGGCUGCAGAAAAAAGGGAACACUAAUACGCUGUUAGUAGAAGGCAAAUUAGUGCAGCCACUGUGGAGAGCAGUUUGGGGACUUCUCAAGGAACUAAGAAUUAAAGUAAUAUUUGAUCCAACAAUCCCAUUGCUGUAUCAUACACCCAAAGGAAAAUAAAUCAUUCCACCAAAAAGACACACACAAUUAUAUGUUCAUCACAGCACUAUUCACAAUAAAAAAGACAUGGAAUCAACCCAGGUGCCCAUCAGUGGUGGACUGGAUAAAGAAAAUGUGGAACAUAUACACAAUGGAAUAUUAUGCAGCCAUGAAAAAGAAUGAAAUCAUGUUCUUCACAGCAACAUGAAUGCAGCUCAAAGCCAUUAUCCUAAGCGAACUAAUGCAGGAACAGGAAACCAAAUAUCACAUGUUCUCACUUGUAAGUAGGAGCUAAACAUUGGGUACACAUUGACAUAAAGGUGGGAACGACAGACACUGGGGAUGACUAGAGUGGGGAGAGGGGGUAAACGGCUGAAAAACUACUUCUUGGGUACUAUGCUCACUACUUAGGUGGCAGAUUGAUUUGUACACCAAACCUUAGCAUUUGUACUCCAAACUUUGUAACAAACCUGCACGUGUACCUUAAUUCUGAAAUAAAAGUUGAAGAAAAAUAAAAUUAUUUAAAUUUUUUUUCUGAUGUCUCUCUCCAACAUUUUUCUCAGUUUGUGGCUUAUCUUAUGAUACCAUUAUCUCACAGAAGUCUUUCCAUUUGUGUGGCAAAUUCUGCAUAUAUUUUUCUCCAUGGUUUCUUAGAAAGUAUUUGUGUUUUUCAAGUCUGGUCCUAUCCAAGUAUCACAACAAUUUUAACUUAUUUUUUCUUUUUGUAUUGCUUUAAUUUUAAUAUCUUAUUUCUUAAUCCAAAUAGUUUGGCCUUUAGCGUAGUAUAGCUAAGGCUUUACUUUUAAAUCCAGCAAAAGUCUGUUGCUUCUUAAUAGGUCAAAUUAAGUUUGAUUCCUGAAAACUGCUUCACAGUUUUGAAGUAUGUGUUAUAAUUAAAUAUGUCGUAUUUUAAAUAGUUAGUGGUAGAGUUUUCUGCAUACGGAUAGUCCUAACAGUAUAUACAGUCAUUUCCUAACAGUAUAUUUAUAGCCAGUUAGUAAAAUCCACAUGAACUCUAACAUCCUUACAUCAGAACUAGCCAAGAGGGCUUUCACAGUAUCAUACUUUAUCUAUUAAAAAGCGGCGCUGUGGAGAGAGGACUUGGAAAAUAACUAAGUUGGUUUAAAUUGCAACCAACUAAUAAUAAUAAAUAUAUACAUUUAUUGUUAAUUAGAACAAGCUGGAUAGCAAAGAGCUAGAAAUACUCAACUAGGUGUCAGUUUUAACAUGACCCUCUUCUACAAGACUUGAUGUCACAGACCCAAAAAAAUGUGUUCUUUUUUCUUGUGCCAAACAGGUAAACAGGCAAAAAUAUCAAUGGGAGAAGAAAACCAAACCUUUGUGUCCAAGUUUAUCUUCCUGGGUCUUUCACAGGACUUGCAGACCCAGAUCCUGCUAUUUAUCCUUUUCCUCAUCAUUUAUCUGCUGACCGUGCUUGGAAACCUGCUCAUCAUCAUUCUCAUCUUCCUGGAUUCUCGCCUUCACACUCCCAUGUAUUUUUUUCUUAGAAAUCUCUCCUUUGCAGAUCUCUGUUUCUCUACUAGCAUUGUCCCUCAAGUGUUGGUUCACUUCUUGGUAAAGAGGAAAACCAUUUCUUUUUAUGGGUGUAUGACACAGAUAAUUGUCUUUCUUCUGGUUGGGUGUACAGAGUGUGCGCUGCUGGCCGUGAUGUCCUAUGACCGGUAUGUGGCUGUCUGCAAGCCCCUGUACUACUCUACCAUCAUGACACAACGGGUGUGUCUCUGGCUGUCCUUCGGGUCCUGGGCCAGUGGGGCACUAGUGUCUUUAGUAGAUACCAGCUUUACUUUCCAUCUUCCCUACUGGGGACAGAAUAUAAUCAAUCACUACUUUUGUGAACCUCCUGCCCUCCUGAAGCUGGCUUCCACAGACACUUACAGCACAGAAAUGGCCAUCUUUUCAAUGGGCGUGGUAAUCCUCCUGGCCCCUGUCUCCCUGAUUCUUGGUUCCUAUUGGAAUAUUAUCUCCACUGUUAUCCAGAUGCAGUCUGGGGAAGGGAGACUCAAGGCUUUUUCCACCUGUGGCUCCCAUCUUAUUGUUGUUGUCCUCUUCUAUGGGUCAGGAAUAUUCACCUACAUGCGACCAAACUCCAAGACUACAAAAGAACUGGAUAAAAUGAUAUCUGUGUUCUAUACAGCAGUGACUCCAAUGUUGAACCCCAUAAUUUAUAGCUUGAGGAACAAAGAUGUCAAAGGGGCUCUCAGGAAACUAGUUGGGAGAAAGUGCUUCUCUCAUAGGCAGUGACCUCUGAGUCUGACUUUUAGAGCUAUGGUAACAUUCUUUAAAAAGGAGCAAGAUUUUAGUAGGCAAUUAUGAAUUAGGUUAUUUCAGGAAGAAGUGUGAAAAUGAACAUGUUCUAAAAACUGUGAAUACUACAAUCUAAACUAGAACAUAGGGAAAAAAUAAAAGCAUGAAAAGUUGGGUCAUUUCUUGAUUGUAAAAGGUGUUGGGUGCUACUGUGAGGAGUUUGUAGUUAAUUCAGCUGCCAUGGCAUGUUUUAAGCACAGUCACAAUUGAAUCUAGGAGGUUUCAACCAGAUUAUUCUGAAAUAACAGCUAAUACAAAUUGCAAGCAUAAUUCUAACAUCAAAGAUAUCUCAAGUUUGCAUGUCUUCAGCAUACAAACCUUAGAAUAGGCUCUGAUUAAAACAAUUAAAAUAUCUGUAAGAGUCUUUAAUACUGGGUUCAUUAGAUCCUAGAGCACUUCAGCUUGUGAAAAGGUACCAGAGGAAAUAAUACUUCCUAGUUCUUCAUGAUCUCUCCUGAAAACCCCCCAAAAUUUUAUAUAAUCACCUCAAAUUUUGUGUAAGCAUAGACUAUCAGAGUAAAAAGGGAAUUCAAUAGUAAAAUAAUCCAACCACAUAUCUGAGGCUUAAAUUAUUUCAUAAUAUCUCAUCAAAUAAUUGUUCAGCAUUUGCCUAACCAGGAAUGACACAGCUCCUUACUCGGGCCACUCUCUUUCAUAUAAAGGUAGUUUUUACUAUUAUAGAGAUCUUCCUCAUGAUAAGUCAAAAUCAGUUUUCCUGUAUCUUCAAUCUAGUUUCUCUAGUUUUAGUCCUAGAGCAAUUGUCAUUAUUCUUCAAUACUAGAACAUACUGAGGUCAAUUUCUGUAUUUGCCCAAAUUCAAUUGUCUCUGCCAACUGCCCACUAGUUUCUUUACAAUUUCUUUA
Molecule: messenger RNA, 5851 nt
Organism: Gorilla gorilla gorilla (western lowland gorilla)
Lineage: Eukaryota; Metazoa; Chordata; Mammalia; Primates; Hominidae
Gene: OR2D3
Product: olfactory receptor family 2 subfamily D member 3
Exons: 1
Coding region: 3933-4925 (330 amino acids)
Biological process (GO): G protein-coupled receptor signaling pathway
Cellular component (GO): membrane
Molecular function (GO): olfactory receptor activity; G protein-coupled receptor activity
Source: RefSeq, a predicted model, not a curated record